UUUCAGAUUUCGCGCCGUUUUUCCGAGUUUCUGUGUCGUCUUCCUCAUCAGUCAUCAGAGCUUCGUGUUUUCGUUUUUCAUCUCAAAGCAGCGGAAUCAAGAAUCGGAAGGCGUAGGAAGAUGCAGAUUAAGGUGAAAUGUAACUGUGGCGAAACCAAAUGCUUGGAAUGGGCCGUCGUUGAGUUGCAAGGCAUAGUUGAAGCUCAACCCUCCUUCGAAGAUCGCCUUCAAACCCUCGAAAUCGGCGUUCUAUGUCGGCCUUCCGCUCAGGAAGUGUAUACUUUUACAGUAGGGUACCAUGAGCUGACAGGAAGCAAAGUGCCACUGAAGAAGCCAUUGUUGGUGUUGAAGAAAAAGAAGUGCGUGGAUGAGGAUCAGAGUGGCGAUACCAAAUCAGCUACUGCAGAGUUGGAAGUCAUUGGGAUAAUCAGGCAGCGGAUUCUGUUUAAGACCAGACCAAAGGCCCUCAUAUCCAAACCACAACCAUCGGUGAAGGAAAGAUCCCGCGCUUCAGGAUCUGCAGUGACAGGCCAAGCAACAUGAACUCUAUCUGUGAAGGUGAAAUCCAUCCAUAUCUUUUCUGGGUGAUGAAGAUAUCAUGGAUCAGAGGUCGAUAUCAAAAUUAUGAAGAUUAUGAAGAUGGAAAGACCAGUUGGGUAACAUUAUUGUUCUUUGAUGCCUAUAUAAUCUCAGGUACAAUUAUUGUUCGUGCUGUCUACAUCCAUGUUUGUAAUCAAAUGAAAUUAAGGGGUCGACCUAAAAAACAUCACAUGUUGAUAGAACAGGCAUGAAUAAAAGGUUAAUAUCAUGAGCAUUAAGAUGGAA
Molecule: messenger RNA, 825 nt
Organism: Cucurbita pepo subsp. pepo (vegetable marrow)
Lineage: Eukaryota; Viridiplantae; Streptophyta; Magnoliopsida; Cucurbitales; Cucurbitaceae
Product: chromosome transmission fidelity-like protein
Biological process (GO): mitotic sister chromatid cohesion
Cellular component (GO): Ctf18 RFC-like complex
Source: RefSeq, a predicted model, not a curated record